Priapulus caudatus is the source of this 2254-nucleotide messenger RNA. Its product is annotated as hydroxysteroid dehydrogenase-like protein 2. The coding region runs from base 129 to 1385 and encodes 418 amino acids. NCBI's taxonomy places the organism in Eukaryota, Metazoa, Priapulida, Priapulimorpha, Priapulimorphida, Priapulidae. The transcript is spliced from 2 exons. Gene Ontology annotation, cellular component: mitochondrion. The record is from RefSeq and is a predicted model, not a curated record.
UUAGCAUAUUUAUGAGUACAGUAACUGCAGUAACUAGCUCCUCGCCACUAAAGAAGGUGUUCGUGCGAAAUUCUUCAGGAAAAAUUUGACCCAGUAACGUGUGAGGAACUACCGAAGUCAGACGCACGAUGAGUCUAGCCGGAAAGACACUGUUCAUCACGGGCGCGACCCGUGGCAUCGGCAAGGCGAUCGCGAUGCGGGCGGCGCGCGACGGCGCCCGCAUCGUCAUCGCCGCGAAGACGUCCGACCCGAACCCGAAACUGCCCGGCACGAUCUACACGGCCGCGAAGGAGAUAGAGGGAGCCGGCGGGCAGUGCCUGCCGUGCGUCGUCGACGUGCGCGAGGAGGCGCAGGUGCAGGCGGCCGUCGACGAGGCGGCGCGCCUGUUCGGCGGCAUCGACGUCGUCGUGAACAACGCGAGCGCGAUCGCGCUCGUCGGCACGCUCGAGCUGCCGAUGAAGCGCUACGACCUCAUGCAGACGGUGAACGCGCGCGGCACCUACCUCGUCUCGAAGCUCUGCCUGCCGCACCUGCUCAAGGCGGCGAACCCGCACAUCCUCAACAUCGCGCCGCCGCUCAACCUCGCGCCGCACUGGUUCAAGAACCACGUCGGCUACACGAUGGCCAAGUACGGCAUGUCGAUGUGCGUGCUCGGCAUGGCCGAGGAGUUCCGCGACGACGGCGUCGCCGUCAACGCCCUCUGGCCGCGCACGGCGAUCGCGACGGCGGCGAUGAGCAUGCUCGGCGGCGCCGACAUCGGCCGGCAGUGCCGCCGCGAGGAGAUCAUGGCGGACGCGGCGCACGCGGUGCUCACGCGGCCCGCGCGCGAUGCCACGGGCAACUUCUACAUCGACGAGGACUUGCUGCGCGAGACGGGCGUCAGCGACUUUGAGCAGUACGCCGUCGAGCCCGGUCACCCGCUGCUGCCGGACUUCUUCCUCGAUGUUGACCCGGAAGCGCUCGUCAAGCACAUGGAGGCGCACGGCGGCGAGGCCGCGUACAAGAGCGCGGGCGGAGACGCCGGCGGCGCGGCGGCCGCGGCCGAGGCAGGAAAUCCCGAAGUCGAGGCGAUCUUCACGAAGAUCAGCGGCCUGCUGAGCGCCGAUCUGGUGAAGUCGACCGGCGCCACCUACCUGUUUGACCUCAAGGAGGACGGGAAGUACCAUCUCGAUCUGAAGGCGGGGGAGGGCGCGUACGGGAGGGGCGACGCGCCUGCGAAGACCGACACGACGAUGACGAUGAGCAGCGAGAACUUCGUUAAGAUGUUCAGCGGGCAGCUGAAGCCAGCCGUCGCAUUCAUGUCCGGCAAGCUGAAGAUCAAGGGCGACAUGGGCAAGGCCAUGAAGCUGGAGAAACUGAUGGGAAAGAUGCAGUCGAAGUUGUAACUGCACACGCGCGUGCGGGGGAUGGGGAGUCAGAUACGUGCAACAACAAAAAACGCGGCACGAAUAUGAAGUUGGAGAUGAGAGGAGUUGUGUAGACGGGUUGUAUUACUUGACUGUUAAAUAGGAGCGAGUAAAGGAUGUUGGGAUUGGUCAGUGUGAUGUUAGUGAGAACUGGGGUGGGGGUUGUCGUGUACUCGUUGGUGAAAUCAGAUUAUCAUUCCGUUUUCUUUGCAAUAAUGUUUUUAUUAUAUUCAAGGCCUACUGACAAUGUAUUUGUAACCUAUUUGAUGCAAAAAACGUUGAAAAAAUGUAAAUGGGUAGUUUGUUAUUAGACGAAUUCUAUCAGAACAAGAUAGUAGUGAGAUAUAUGUGCGGAGGUAUUGGGAUAAACCAGCUCUACAUGGUGACUACAAGGGUAACUCAGGGUGAUGCAGGGUUAUUCAUAUUAUUGGAGGAAACACUAGGCAGUAAGUCCUCGCUGCAUGUCAUUGAUGCAUUACUUAAAAGUGGAACAUAUAAUGAAUUAUAUAUAGUGGCAUGCAACUCAAACACGUUUUAAAACAAGUCAAGGUUUUGUGACAUUUCGCACCUAGGCUAGCAAUUGAUCAGUAUUGUGUGUAGUGUGCCAUAUAUAACUAAAUAAAAUAAUUGACCAAAUGCAAGCGGUGCAGAUAAUUUGUUACAUAUUUGCGCCAUUGUAUUUUAAUGUAAGUGUUUUGAUCAAAUUUCUACUUUAAUCUAUUUUCAUGUUUAAAUAUUUUGAUUACUGUUUAUUGUUCAGCCCGAAAAUAAAAUUUUCUGACGUUGAGUUUCUAUCUUUAGAGUAAUGUUUGAGUGGCGUAUACAUUGAACGACGUAGUCGAUCGUUA